AUGGCGGUGAUGGAAGACCGCAGGACGUGGAAAAACGUUAUGAUAAGGGGCAUACCAGAGCAGAUCGGCACAGCCGAAAUCCCUCACCUAGUCAGGAGAUUACUUACACACCUCUUCUCAGCCAAGCAGGCCAAAAUGAUGGCCCUGGAUGGAUGCUUCAGACUCCCAGUGCCUACAUCAUGCUCCACCGAGGGGAACAGGGAUGUCAUCGCCCGAUUUCAAAAUGGGCCAGAUAGGCAAGCGUUCCUAACAGCGUUGCAGAAUAAAUCACCAUAUGACUUUAAAGGACACACGCUAAUGUUUUAUACAGGCCUAUCCAGAGCAAUACUGGAGUGGCGCAGGUCCUUAAAACCACUGACAAUGGAAUUGAUAUGA
Messenger RNA from Pelobates cultripes (western spadefoot toad), 375 nucleotides. Lineage: Eukaryota; Metazoa; Chordata; Amphibia; Anura; Pelobatidae. The record is from the annotation of a GenBank genome assembly.